Molecule: messenger RNA, 653 nt
Organism: Lactuca saligna
Lineage: Eukaryota; Viridiplantae; Streptophyta; Magnoliopsida; Asterales; Asteraceae
Source: the annotation of a GenBank genome assembly
AUGCUGGAGAAGGACAAUCGAGGGUUCUAUUUGCCGAAAAAUCGACCGGAGAUGGAGGUGGGUCGUCGACUGGUGGGGGUAACUCAUCGGGAACGAAGGGAAAUUGGAAAGGAUCGAUUGGGUCUAAUAAAGCAAAUGAGUUUAAUGGGACUAAUGGGUCAAGUGGAUCCGGAUAUAGUGGGUUAUCCAGGUAUCCCAGUAUCUUCAUCUUUCUUGCAAAAGAAGGAAAGAAAACUCGAUAACAACAUGGCCAAGAACGCUUCCUUGUUUGUGAAGAUGGCAGCAGUACUCUCACUUUUCCUGAUGCUCGUUGUGUUGUCAGAAAGCAGAUUCACCCUAACCGAUGGUGUCCAGAAGGCAAAAUCAGCCCUUGUGUGCAGCCAAGUUGUCGGUGCGGAAGCUGGCGAUGAUUGCACCAUCAUUAGCAAAGAGUUUGGGAUGAGUUUGUCAUCGUUUUUGGCGAUUAACCCCAACAUCAAUUGUGAAUCGGUCUUUGUGGGUCAAUGGGUUUGUAUUGAUGGAAGUGCCUAAUUCUUCAUGCUCGAAAACUAGUGGCAUGAAAUAUCCAAAAUGUUGAAACUUUUUCCCGGCAUCUCAUAUGAUGAAGAUAUUUAUUUUGGUUAUUGUUGUUUAAUUUGGUUUAAAACUUGAUG